AUGAAUGCGACGAGCGUAGAAUAUAGAACAUACCUUCACCCCGAUUCAUCACCAUCACCUUCUUCCCCUCGCCCCGCUCAAGGCAACAAUAUUUCCGUCGAGAAACAACGUCAACGAGAGAUCGACCAAGAGCACGUGAAGAUCCGCGAAUUCCUCUCGGAUUACUUUCAAUUGCGCGUCAACCUACGAGAGCGAUAUGAAAAGUGGAGCCUGGUGGAUAAUCAUUUCGCGAGAAUAGCAAAGCAGUUUCAAGGUAUCCGAAUAUUGAGGCAGGAUCCGGUAGAAAAUGUAAUCUGUUUCAUCUGCUCGACGAAUAACAACAUCGCGAGAAUAUCUCAGAUGAUUGAAAAAUUAUGUCGACGAUACGGUCAAAAGGUGUAUACCUUGAAUGGACAAGAAUACUUUGACUUCCCAACGCUUGAUAAGCUCGCAUCGCCAGAAGUUGAGGGAGAACUACAAAAACUUGGAUUCGGUUAUCGCGCAAGGUACAUCGCGCAGACGGCAAAAUUCUUGAUGGACGAAUUCCCGGAUGGGGAACGGUGGCUGCAUUCAUUGCGAAAGUUGGACUAUAAGGAAGCUCGUGCGGCCUUGCUACAACUCACAGGUUGUUUGAUGUCACUGGAUAAACAUAACGCCAUACCGGUGGACACACACGUUUGGCAAAUUGCUAAACGAAAAUACGGAUUUGGUGGCAAGGGGGAAACACGUAAUACGAAAACCUUAACGAGUCGCUCAUACGAAGCCGUUGGGGAUCAUUUUCGAAAAUUAUUUGGCGAUUACAGCGGAUGGGCUCACUCGCUAUUUACGUAUGUUACAUAUCGAAACGGACAGGUCUUAUUUACUGCCGAUCUUAAGGCAUUCGAAGAUAGGCAGAACAACGUGGAAGAGCUUGAAUCGGUAAACCUAGCAUGUGAAUCGAAGAUUGCAGAAGGUGAGGGUGCCCAGAAUAAAAACAAAAAUGACCGAGCGUUAACACCAUCCACAACGAUUAAUAACAAAAGAAAACGUGGGUCAUAA
Acaulospora colombiana is the source of this 1017-nucleotide messenger RNA. NCBI's taxonomy places the organism in Eukaryota, Fungi, Glomeromycota, Glomeromycetes, Diversisporales, Acaulosporaceae. The record is from the annotation of a GenBank genome assembly.